AUCAUCAUCACCAUCAACUCCCUUAAACAUCCGCAUAUGAAGUGCUUACUCAGACCUCUCCCUCUGCCUUUCCACCUCCCCCUCAACAUCACCACCGUCAUUCACAUAACCGCCCUGCGUCUCUACUCGUCAACCAUGGCGCGGACUUACGAGUCUGCGCUCGCGCACCUCGACUCCAUUCAGUCGAACCGCGCCGUCACAUCCCUGUUCUCCCCUCCCGCCUCCGUUUCCGUUUCCGCCUCCGUUUCCGCUUCGUCCCCCUCCGCCAAGGACCUCAACGCCCUCGCCAUCCCGGAGAUGCUCUCGUGGCUAGCCCGCGCCGGCCUAGCCCAGGACGACCUUGCCCGACUCCGGUGCAUCCACGUCGCCGGGACCAAGGGCAAGGGCUCCGUGUGCGCGUACCUGACCUCCGUCCUGACGCGCGUACCCGCCGCCGUCGGCAGGGUCGGCACCUACACGUCGCCGCACCUGGUCUCCGUGCGCGAGCGCAUCCAGCUCGAUGGCCGCCCGAUCAGCCGGGAGCUGUUCGCGCGGUACUUCUUCGAGGUGUGGGACGCGCUGACGGAGGCGGCGCGGGACGAGGCCGCGCGCUCGGGGAACAAGAACGUUUCUGCCGCGGAGGUCGAGGGCCCUGCCUCGAAGCCGUUUUACUUCCGCUUCCUGACGAUCCUAGCCUUCCACGUCUUCCUGCGGGAGGGGGUGAAGAGCGCGGUCGUGGAGUGCGGCAUCGGUGGCGAGUACGACUCCACGAACGUGCUGCCCGCGGAAGCGGUCACCGCCUCGGUGAUCUCGCAGCUGGGUAUCGACCACGUCGGAAUGCUCGGCGGCACGCUGCCCGAGAUCGCGUGGAAUAAGGCGGGCGUGAUGAAGCCGGGGCGGAAAUGCUUCACGCGGAAAUUGCGGGGAGGAGAGGGGGAGGAGGAGGCUAUGCGCGUGUUGCGCGAGCGGGCCGCUGAAAAGAAGGCCACGUUGAUCGAGGUCGAAGACCAAGAGGUCGAGCGAUGGGGCGGUGUGAGAAGAACCGAGACGGGGAGCCUCGAGGGCGAGUUCCAGAGGUACAACCAGGCGCUAGCGCUCAAGGCCGCGGCCGAGCACCUGAGGGUUCUAGACGGGAGCCAGCAUGUCCCGGCCGAGGAGACGUUAUCGGACCUAGCCGAGCGUUUCUCCGACGGGUUGCGACAAGCCAAGCUGCAAGGACGUUCUGAGACGAGGCACUACGGCGAUUUCACCUGGCUCGUCGACGGGGCGCACACCGCCGAAAGCCUGCAAGUAGCCGCCAAGUGGUUUGCGGGGAAGCGCAAAGCCUCGGCGGGCGACGCGAAAGUAGUCCUGCUGUUCAACCAGCAGGAGCGCGACGUGGCGAAGCUUCUGGAAAGUCUUCACGGCGGUAUCGAGAGGGAGUUGGGAGCCGCCCAGGGCAAUUUCUUCGACUACGCCAUCUUUGCCCGAAACGACGUGCGGCGGAAGACGGCCGACGAACCCGAACGAGAUUUGGCUGUCCAGCAGGCCGCCGCGGACGCUAUGCGGGAGCUAUCGCCCCGGACGGAGACUGCCGUCGUAGGUAGCGUCGACGAAGCAGUCGAGAAGAUCCAAGCUGCGCAACGUCGAGAUGGUGGUAAAGUCGUGGUUCUAGCCACGGGCAGUUUUCAUCUCGUAGGUGCUCUACUUAGGAUAUUGGAGCCCGAUGCGGAAUUAUGAAAGCCUCGUCUAGGUAGGUAGGUAGCUGGUAGGUAGGUACCAGGUAAAACUAGUCCCGGUGACAUGGAUACGAUGAAAAAAAUACAAAAAAAUACAAAAAUAAAUAGGGUAGCUUAAGCUACGAUGAGAUACAAGGUUAGCGUUCGGGAGCGAUAGAUUAUAGGUCACAAGACCGUGUUAUAGGCGCCGCGACAGCCAUAUUUUCAACAAUAAGCAUGAAUGAAGCCU
Messenger RNA from Daldinia caldariorum, 1926 nucleotides. RefSeq names its product FolC bifunctional protein. NCBI's taxonomy places the organism in Eukaryota, Fungi, Ascomycota, Sordariomycetes, Xylariales, Hypoxylaceae. Gene Ontology annotation, biological process: tetrahydrofolylpolyglutamate biosynthetic process. Gene Ontology annotation, cellular component: mitochondrion; cytosol; cytoplasm. The transcript has a single exon. Gene Ontology annotation, molecular function: tetrahydrofolylpolyglutamate synthase activity; ATP binding. The record is from RefSeq and is a predicted model, not a curated record. The coding region runs from base 37 to 1698 and encodes 553 amino acids.